Messenger RNA from Bactrocera tryoni, 1062 nucleotides. RefSeq lists its product as uncharacterized. The transcript has a single exon. The coding region runs from base 1 to 1062 and encodes 353 amino acids. The record is from RefSeq and is a predicted model, not a curated record. Gene Ontology annotation, molecular function: nucleic acid binding. NCBI's taxonomy places the organism in Eukaryota, Metazoa, Arthropoda, Insecta, Diptera, Tephritidae. Gene Ontology annotation, biological process: DNA integration.
AUGGCUUCGCUCCCGAAAGAACGUGUACUAGUGGCCCCACCAUUCUCUCGUAGUGGCUUGGAUUACUGCGGGCCAUUCCAUGUACGUGUGGGAACGCAUCGCGCUACCCCGACUACAAAAACCUAUGCUGCCAUAUUUAUUUGUAUGGCGUCACGAGCGGUUCACAUUGAGCUGGCAGAGGACUUGAGUACACAGGCAUUUAUAGAUGUUUACGAUCGUUUUAUUAGUCGACGGGGUAUCUGUACCACCUUAUACAGUGAUAAUGGAACACAAUUUGUAGGGGCCAAUCGUCAAAUGCAGGAAGACUUAAAGGCUUGGGUAACAGCACAUGCUCAACAACAUCUGGCAGCUGAAGGUACAUGUUGGAAGUUCAUAACACCUUCCGCACCUCAUCACGGUGGUCUAUGGGAGGCAGCAGUUCGUUCAGCUAAAAAGCAUCUGCUGAGGAUAAUGGGCAGCCAGACGUUGCGUUACACUGAAUUGUCUACUCUCCUGACUCGCAUCGAGGCGUGUCUAAAUUCGAGACCACUGAUAGCUCUCUACGAUGAUCCUGAAGGAGGGAUAGCUCUAACACCGGGUGACUUCCUGAUCGGACGACCACUCAAUUGUCGUCCAGCUCCUCCAUUGCCUGAAGCUCCAGAAAAUCGUCUUCGGUAUUGGCAACGCCUCCAGAAAAUGUUGGAGCAUUUUUGGCGCCGCUGGCAAUCCGAAUAUCUAAACACUCUUCAGACCCGGAACAAAUGGACUAGAUCGGAACCCAAUGUUCAGCGUGGAGAUGUAGUUCUUAUACGUGGUGAAAAUUUGCCACCAUCGGUUUGGCGUAUGGGACGAGUGAUUGACGUUCACCCGGGCAGUGAUGGGUUGGUGCGUACCGUGACGAUAGAGUACAAUACCAACCAGACAUCAUCAAAUGGACUUCCUAUUAAGCAGCGGUGUCAGCGACCGGUGCAGAAGUUAUGCCGCCUAACAGGUCCUACAGAAGAAUUACUGAACCGCCAGGGUUCAGCCGGGCAGGAUGUUCAAGAUUUAGGUUCUUUACAAUGCAGUCCUGCGCAUAAUUAG